Molecule: messenger RNA, 939 nt
Organism: Vigna umbellata (rice bean)
Lineage: Eukaryota; Viridiplantae; Streptophyta; Magnoliopsida; Fabales; Fabaceae
Source: RefSeq, a predicted model, not a curated record
AUGUGUUGUGAUGCUGUAAAAGGGUAUGCGUUGGAAAAUGGUAGGAAUAUAAAGUUUGUCAAAAAUGACAAUAGAAGAUUGAGGAUGAAGUGCUUUGGUGCAAAAGGAGAAUGCCCAUGGACCAUAUAUUGUGCUUAUAUGGAGGCUGAAAAAUCAUGGCAGCUGAGAACUAAAAAUGACAUUCACACAUGUAGCAGGGAGUCCAAUCUCAAGUUACUUGACGCCAAGUGGAUGAGCUCAAAGUUGGAGAAAACAAUAAGGGAAAAUCCUAAAAUGAAGGGUGUAGAUAUUCGUGAAAAAGUUCAAAGGAAGUGGAACAUUGGUAUAUCUAGGGGUAUGGCUUAUAGAGACAAAGCUAUUGCUUCUGAGCACAUUGAUGGGUCCUUUAAAGAACAAUAUAAGAAGAUAUAUGAUUAUGCACAUGAGUUGUUGGGAAGAAAUCCUGGAUCUACAGUUAAAGUGGUUGUUGAGACUAAUGAGGAUGAGGUAAUUUUCAAGAGAUUUUACUGUUGUCUGAAGGCAUGCAAAGAUAGUUUUGUGUGUCGUAGGCCAAUAAUUGGACUAGAUGGGGCCUUUUUGAAAGGGAAGUAUGGUGGUGAGUUGUUAACAGCUGUUGGGAGAGAUGGACAUGAUCAAAUGUUGCCCAUUAUAUAUGCGGUGGUAGAAGGGGAAAACAAAGAUUCAUGGUCCUGGUUUUUGAAUCUUUUGAUUGAUGAUCUUGGUGGUCAAGAAGGUCUACUACCAGCAAUACAAGAGCUACUCCCCGGUGUUGAUCAGAGGUUCUAUGUCAGACACUUAUAUUCAAACUUUAGGAAGAAAUUUCCUGAUAAAAAUCUGAAGAAACUGAUGUGGAGGGCAGCUACUACCACUCAUCCACAAAAUUGGGAGAGGGAAAUGAGAAAUAUUAAAGAUGUCAAUAAAGAGCAUUCAAGCAUUUGA